CUCGGCCGGACGGAGCAUCCCGUCAAGCCGGCUGGACAAGAACGGGACACUCUCUCUCUCUCUCUAUAUAUAUAUAUAUAUUUUAUAUAUAUAUAUAUAUUUCUAGUUUAGAUCAAAUAAAAAAAGUCAUAAUGUGUAAAAUAAGAAUUAAUCUCAGAUAUUCAAACCGUCAAUUUGAUGCAUAAAAAACCUUAUCUUUUGCACUUUUUCAAUAUUUAAGAAAAUGUCAUCCCGUCUAGAUGUUGGAAAAGUGCAUCAGAUAAGAUUUAUUCGAAAAGUGCAUUAGAUAAGUAUUAUUGUGCAUCAGAUUGAGAGUUUGGACGACUGAGAUUAAUUCUUAUUUUAUACGUUAAAACUCUUUUUUAUUUGAACCCUCCCCUAUAUAUGUAUGUGUGUAUAUAUAUGCAUAUAUAUCCAUAAGCUUUUCAUUCGGGUGUUUCCAAGCUAUUUGUUAAUUCACCAUUUGGGACAAUAAAAAAUUUUAAAAAAAGAAAAAAUGAACACUCAACGGAAUAAAUGAAGAUUAAAUAACACAUAAAAAAUAAAAAAAAAAUAUGGAGGUCUUUCUUACUGCCUCUGCCACACCUACCUGUAUUGCUGUCUCCAAUCAACGAAAACGCCAUAUUAUGUAAAAAUGCCAUCUAUUCUCUGAAAAUGCAAUGAAGAUUACAUUAUUAUUCUUUGAAAAUGUCAAUUUUUUCUCUAGAACUGCCAUCAAGAUAGCAUUAUUGAUGCAUGUUGCCAUUUUUCCGGUGCUGGUGCUGGGAGGUACCUUAGGCAGCGGCAAAGGCUUGCAUAUUUUUUUACUAUUUUUUAUUUUAUUUUUUAUGUUUGUUUUAUAAAUUUUAUAUUUUUCUUUUUCAUUUUUAUUAAUUUUUAUAAACAUUUAUUUUUGGUUUUUUAUAUUUAAAAAAUUUAUUAUAAGCAGAAUUACUUUAUGACUUUUAUGUUUUAAUUAUUAAUAAAAGUUUGAUUUGUUUUAAAACAUAGCAUGGGUAUGAUUGGAAAGUUACUCCUAUGGAGGGAAUUUAAAAGUUAUUCCGUAUAUUUCUAUUUAUGCCAUUUAAAUUUCAUUUGGUUCUAUUUGGAGGAUAUCUCUAUACUCCAUUUUUUUUAUCGCAAAAGGCCUAGUUAUUAUUACUAGCGCAAGACCCUUCUUGGAUUUGGGACGGUCUUGUUGUUAUUUAAACCUGUUCACGAACACUUAUACUAUCUACUUCGUAUAUAAUUAGUGGACAUCAACAAACACGUUAGGACUUGUUUGCAAUUUCCAAAUGUGCUUCACUAUUAACGGUCUUUUGAUAAUAAUAAUAAUAAUAAUAAUAAUAGGUUUUUCCAAAAAUAUUAUUAAAAUAAAAUUCUUUUACGAAAUAUGGCUAAAAGUUUUCAAAAUAUAGGGUCAUGAUAUAAAACCUGAACGUAAGUUAUUACACUUAAAUUAUUAUUAUAUUUACUACACUUUGUGAUCAAGUAUAUGUGUAUAUGCUUAUAUUAGAAUGUUUUUAAUUGAUCUGGUUUCAAUCGCACACCUCACCAGAUCAGAUCAUUUUAACAUAUCUUACCACACAAGACCAUACUUAAACAGACUAGGUAAGACUUAGACAUUUGUAAAAUACACAUAGAGCAAUCAUCUAUCAAACCAUGGAGACAAGGUGAGAUCAUAUAUUCACGGAACGUUAAGUUUACCAAAAGCUCUUAAUUCCAUCUCCAAAUUAAUGGCUAUAAAUUAAGUACUUGCACAUUCUUAAAUAGUUAUGUUUUCCUUAAAAACGCAUUUACUUAUUUCCUCCGUUUCUGUUCAUAUAAUGGUCUGUUUACCUUGUAUGCAUUAAAUAGACGUCAGUCUUAAAGUCACAACUCACAAGUAUAAUCAAAGUCUGGAUAUAGGGAAAUCUUCCCUAGACAUUCUUAAUAUGUAUCCAUCUUCACAGUUGUGUUUUGGAACAUUCUUGAUUGCUGCUUUUCUUUGCACACGUUUUGCAUGCCAAGUAGGUGGUGAAUCUCUUGAGGGGGGAGGGCAGAAUGAGAAUUAUACAACCAUUUACGUCGACUCUUCUGGCCAGGGAAAUUACCAGACAAUCCAAGCAGCAAUCGAUUCAGUUCCUGCUGACAAUAAGGAUUGGAUAUGCAUUCAUAUCAAAGCCGGAACUUAUAGAGAACAGGUGAGGAUCCCGAGCGAGAAGCCAUAUUUAUAUCUAAAGGGAGAAUCACAAAGAAGAACGCUCGUAAUUUGGGAUGGACAUGACAGCAUUCAGAAAGCCACCUUUUCUUGUGAUGCUGAGAAUAUACUCGUCAAAAGCAUCACUUUCAUUAAUUCUUACAACUAUCCGCCGGAAAACAGCACGAACCCAAGAAGAGUGGCAGUGGCAGCAAAGUUAUCCGGUGAUAAAAUGGCGUUUCACCGGUGCGGGUUUAGGGGAUGGCAGGAUACGCUGUGGGACGAGGGUGGCCGCCACUACUUCAAAGGAUGCUCCAUUAGUGGAGCUGUAGAUUUCAUUUUUGGUAACGGCCAAUCCAUCUAUGAGAGUUGUUCUAUAUCAGUAGAGAGAGGUGCUGAAGAAGGGAUGAUUGGGUACAUCACAGCACAAGGGAGGCAGGACCCCGGAGAAAGCAGUGGGUUUGUAUUUAAGAAAUGCACUGUUCAUGGAUCUGGUGAAGCUUACUUGGGAAGGCCAUGGAGAGACUAUGCUAGAGUCAUCUUUUUCAAAACUUACAUGGAUAACAUGAUUGUCCCUCAGGGAUGGACAACCAGUUCUGACACUUCAUCCAAUUUGGAUAAGUUGACAUUUGCAGAGCAGGAGUGUAGUGGACCAGGGGCAGAAAGAUCAGGGCGAGUGAAGUGGGUAGCGGAACUGAGAGGGGAUGAGUUGGAUAAAUUUACAAGCCUCUCUUACAUUGAUGAAGAUGGCUGGCUUCGUGGCCUUCCCCAAAAUAAGCUGUUUGUGUAAAAUUACCAGCAUAUACCAUCAUCUUCCAUACAUGGCAGUACUAUAGUCUAUAAAUAUCAUAUAAAUGGCAGUAAAAUAAAAAAACAAGAUUUUAUACGACAGAAAAUUUGGUGCAAAAUUCUUUUUAAUACAUAUAUAACCAUAUAUAUAUAUAGCAUUUCUAGUGUCACAACUUGUCAUGUAUGUAAAAUAUUUUCUUUUUAG
This is a messenger RNA of Cuscuta epithymum, 3152 nucleotides long. NCBI's taxonomy places the organism in Eukaryota, Viridiplantae, Streptophyta, Magnoliopsida, Solanales, Convolvulaceae. The record is from the annotation of a GenBank genome assembly.